CCUUUGGCACAUUGGGUGAGUGAUUGAACAUUGAAGCUUCCCAAUUACGAUUCCGGAAAGAGAAGACAUGGCGACGGUUAAAAAAGUGUAGCGAGUUACAAGUUACAAGUUACAACACACAAUAACACAAGUCUUUUUUUUUUUUUUUUUGAAGUUGUUGCAAUAGAAAAACAAAAACGGUUGUCUCUCUUUGUUUGUUAUUACACCCUGAAAUAGAGGAUUGAAAGCUUUUAAUGACAAGACUGUGUUUUUGUUUGAGGGAAGCACUUUCUCUUUCUCUUUCUCUUUCUCUUUCUCUUUCUCUCCAAGUCUGAGCCUUUGUUGUUCAGGACUCGCUAUCUCUGUUUUCACUCAGACCACCUUUUUCUUUUGUUUUUCCUCUCAUUCAUUGGCUUCUGUGUUUGCUUCCAACCCUCUCUCAGAUCUACCUUCUUUCUCCAGAAUAUGAGUAAAGAAGAGAUUUUGAAGAUACAGAAAUGUGUUCUUAAAGUGAACAUACACUGUGAUGGGUGCAAGCAUAAAGUCAAGAAAAUCCUCCAGAAGAUUGAUGGGGUGUUUACGACCGAGAUAGAUUCAGAACAGGGGAAGGUCACGGUUUCAGGGAACGUGGAUCCAAACGUUCUCAUCAAGAAGCUUGCAAAAUCAGGCAAACAUGCAGAGCUUUGGGGUGCUCCUAAACCCAACAACAACAACAACAACAACCAUAAUAAUCAGAACCACCUUGCUAACCAGAUGAAGAACAUGCAAAUUGAGCACAAUGGCAAAGGUGGUGGCGGCGGCGGCGGCGGUGGUAACAACAAGGGUCAGAAGGCUGGGAAUAACCAACCCAAAGGUGGUGGCGGUGGGCAGAAUCCACAGCAACAGCUGCAGCAGCAGUUGCAGCAGCUUCAGCAGAUGAAAGGGUUUCAAGAUCUGAAGCUUCCUCAAUUCAAGGACAUGCAAAUGAUGGCUCCAAAUCAGAACCCCAAGAACAACAACAACAACAACAACAACAUGAAGCAAGUGAAGUUCAGUUUGCCUCCUGAGGAGGAUGAUUUGUCUGAUGACGAGUUGGAUGAGUUUGAUGAUGAUGAUGACUUUGAUGACGAAUUUGAUGAUGAGAUGGAUGAUCCUCACCAUCCAUUGAACAAGAUGAAGCUCCCUAUGGGAAAUGGUGCUGCUCAUAAUAUGAUGUUGAAUGGCAUCAUGAAUGCUCAGAAGGGUGGUGGCGGCGGCGGCGGAAAUGGAGGAGGCAACGGCAAGAAAGGCGGCGGCGGUGGUGGUGGUGGUGGAGGUUUGCCUGUGCAGAUGCAGGGGAUGGGUGGUGGGAACGACGGUAAAAAUGGAAAUGGAGGAGGAAAGAAAGGAGGCGGCGGUGGCGGUGGCGGUGGUAACAACCAGAUUCAAGGUGGUAACAAAAACAAUGGUGGCAAAAAUGGAGGUCCUAUGCAAAAUGGAAACAAUGGAGGUGGAAACAAGAAUGGUAACAAUGGGCACCACGGCGGCGGUGGCGGCAAUCCAAACAAUGGCAAUGGGGGCAAAAAGGGUAAUUCAAUGAUGGGUGAAGGUGGUAAUGGUGGUGGUGGUGGUGGUGCUCAAGCUAUGAUGAGCAAUGGGUUCCAAAACCUUGGUGGUCAUCAUCCUAGCAUGGGUGGGCCCAAUAUGGGCCCAAUGAACCUCCCAAUGGGCUCAGCCGCAGCAGUCAACGGCGGCGGGGGCGGCCCGGCUGGGUACUUCCCACAGGGCGGCUCCGCGGCUCCGGAGGGUAUGGGCGGAAACCCUUACAACCAACAACAAUACAUGGCUGCAAUGAUGAACCAACAAAGAGCAAUGGGGAAUGAUAGAUUCCAACCAAUGAUGUAUGCAAGGCCUCCAAUGGCAGUGAAUUACAUGUACCCUCCUCCUCCUUACAACCCUUACAGCUACCCUCCUCCUCCUCCAGAACCAACAUAUUCCAAUUUUUUCAGUGAUGAAAAUACCUCAAGCUGCAGCAUUAUGUGAAAUAUGGAUCAUGAUGAAAUAGUUUGGUUGUGGUGGUUGCUUUGCAAUUCUCUCUGAUCAUCAAGAUGAUGCAAUAUUAUACAAUGGAAACAAAUGAGUUUUUUUCUUUUCCUUUUUUUCAUCUUUUAAAUUUAGUUUCAUUUUCAGUUUACUUUUUAUUAUCUUCUUUUUCAUCCCAGGUUUAAAAAAAACAAAAAAACCAAAGUAGAGAGGUUUGAGUUUUACCAUAGGGGAGUAAUUUAUAGGGUACUUAUAUAAUAUUUAUGUUUCUUGGGAGUAUGAGAUGAGAUGUAGCUGGGGAAUGUGGUCAUGGUGGGCUUCCUCCAUGUGACCUGUCUAUAUGUGUUUAUAUGAUGCAAAACAGAAAUAAAAUUUUCACAACAAAAA
Molecule: messenger RNA, 2367 nt
Organism: Arachis ipaensis
Lineage: Eukaryota; Viridiplantae; Streptophyta; Magnoliopsida; Fabales; Fabaceae
Product: Heavy metal transport/detoxification superfamily protein
Molecular function (GO): metal ion binding
Source: RefSeq, a predicted model, not a curated record